Molecule: messenger RNA, 3109 nt
Organism: Lates calcarifer (barramundi perch)
Lineage: Eukaryota; Metazoa; Chordata; Actinopteri; Centropomidae
Product: linkage group 7_1 C1orf198 homolog
Exons: 6
Coding region: 63-1115 (350 amino acids)
Source: RefSeq, a predicted model, not a curated record
ACAGCGAUGAACAGCAGUUUCCUCUUCCUCACAAUAACAACAGCAGCUGGUAGCAGCUAAAGAUGGCCACCGCGACCAUGGCGGGGCCCGAUGGCCACAGGAUGGAGGAAAAGAAGUUCGAGUACUUCUCCUCCAUCAACUCCAUGGCUAAUAAAAUAAUGCAGGAGAGGGAGAAAAUCAAAGCCAAGCACGGUUCGUCCUGGGAGAAGAUGACGCCGCAGGAGCAGGACAGCGCCAUCGACAACUGGAUGAUGGAUCCCCAUAUCCGAGCCCGAUACGCUAUGCACAGAGUUGACCGUGAAGAAGUGGUCUGUUACCCUAAAUUGCUCAUUCAGACGGGUCAGAAGAUAGUACAUUUUGGAGAAGAGGAUAUAACCUGGCAAGACGAGCAUUCUGCCCCCUUCUCAUGGGAAACCAAGAGUCAGCUGGAGUUCAGCUUGACAUCAGGCUCUGCAGAGCAGGGGAUUUCUGCCUUGCAGGCAGAUUCAAAGUCUGCAAAGGCUCCUCAUUCCAGCCAGCUUGGAACCAAGGUGUCUGUCAGCGAGGGCCGCAGGCCAGAGGAAGAGUCGUCUUUCUGGAAGAUCAGCGCUGAGAGGUCCAGGCUGGAGGGGGAGCAAGCUGACUUCCAGUCCUUGACCCCCAGCCAGAUCAAAUCCCUUGAGAAAGGAGAGAAACCCCUCCCCUCCUACCUCCGACAGGAGACCUCUGUCACCUCCAAGGAGCCUGAGGCAGCAGAGUCCCACCCUCCAGCUCCUACCAGGUCCACAAAGCAGAGAGCACCCAAGCCUCCUGCUCCCCAGCCCCCCGUCCCCACUGCUGUUAGCGCAACGCCGGCGUCCAUCUCCAUCUCGCCAAACCCCGCCCCGCCUGUCAGCGUGUCCUCGACGGUUGCGGGAUGGGAGCGAUCUCAGAGCACCUUGCCGUCGGUCAGCAACACCCUGGACGAAAUGUUCUCCUCCAGCCUGAUGUCAAAGCCCUCCAACAUCUCCACCAGUGUGGAGAAGGAGAAAGAGGAGGAGGCCUCACCAAAAUUGGACGCCAGCCCCACCUUUUCCCAGUUCAACACAAGCAGCAGCAUCCUGAAGACUGGAUUUGACUUCUUAGACAACUGGUAAACCACAACGGAGACCAGUCACCGCUCUGAAUGAAUCAUCAUCAUCAUCACCCUAAAGAAGGACCACACUGCCAUGACUACAGACAUCCACAUCUAGAUUUAAGAAACACCAGUCUCUUUAAAAUGACCACAUUAUGUUCUUGUAAUUAUCUUCAGUGGCUUGUUAAGACAUUAUCUCACCGCCCGUGUGCUGGUGUGUUUUUUCCCCCCUGCUAGAAGAGCUCCCUGUCCUCUCCGACAAGGGUUGAAUCUUCUUAAAUGUCUUGCCAAACAUCCCCUGAACACAUAAAUGUAGAGUAAGCAGGGAUUGAACCACACAGAAUGUGCACACUGUCCCUCACUGUGCAUUCACACUGCGAUCAACUUGGUUGAAGGGUGGGGAAUUAGGAAACUAUGAUCUCAGUUAUACUUCAUGCAUGGGAACACCAGAUAGCCAUCAAGUAUCUAAAAAGUGUAAAUGCAGUCAUAGUCAUCAGAGACUUGAGUGAAUGUUAAAUUCUAUCCAGAUAUUGAUAAAGUGUAAAUGUUAUUCUUCCUCUGGCCUUUUAUAAAAGCUUCAGGUUCAUUAAACCACCUUUUGGACUGGAGUGAGGCUGAACCCUGGAAGAACUGAGACAUGACACAAAUUCAAGUGUGUUAAUUUGUAUCUGUCUAGAUAUGGGACAUUUAAAGUGACAAGUGUAUAUGGAGUCUGUGCUGCUAACUUGCUUGUCCCUCUCUUUCAUUACGUACAUUGAUUUAUUAACAUGUCUGUCUAGCUAGCCACAAUAAUAAAGAACAAAAAAACAGGAUACCCUAAAUAACACUACUUCAAACCCAACCGCUAAUCCCAGCUAUGGCUGCUACUGUUCCCCAAGGACAGUUGUGCCAUCUUUGUACAUUGUCGUCUUUCAAAUUAAAGACAAACCGCUAACUCGUUUUACAUUUACUAUUAAUAUCUAUGGUAGAUGAAAACACAUUCUAACUGUCAGGGGAAUAAAAUAUUGUGGAAAUCCAGUGGCUUUUAUUAGCUAAUCCCAGCAAACAGUUGAGUGGUAUCCACAUUUUUUCAUAUUUAAAGAACAUUAACCACUGGCUACACAUCCCUUGUAUCUCUGGUGACCUGUUGAUCACGUUGCUCACAGUGUGAAUGCACAGUAUCGGUGUGACUUAGCUGCCUUGUCAUUUUUAGACGCUUAAUCUAGGAAGCAAGAACAAUUUUAUACCACGAGCAUGUAAGAUUUUCAUCUGUGCAAACACUACAAACUACUUAUUUUUUGUUAUGAAGAUUUUGCUCUCUGAUGUGCUUUUAUUUAUACCUAUAUAUUCCUAUAAACCUAUGAGUUUUAGAGUUAAAGUAGUGCUCAGUGCUGCAGUCCCGGUCCACAAUGUGCAAUGACCAGAGAUAAUGUUCCUACUGGUUUUGGAAUUCCUGGAAUAUCAUGGAAGCUUGUUUGGAUGGAGAAAAUCAUGGAAUUGUACCCAUUACAUCACUUUAUGGGGAUAUUAAGGAAUCUAUUUCCAGCUUCAUUGAAUUAGAAGAUGGUUUUCAUCCUAACUGAAGUGGAAACCAGACUGUUGCUCUCUUUGGCAUUAAGAAAAUAGAAACAGGAGGGAAGAAUAGCCAUGGAAGUGCUCGAACUUAGUCAUGGAAAAUUCACGGACGGCGUGUCCGGGCUGCCGUGGGAACCUGUUACAGAUGUCCUGUAUGGUUUUUAGCUCCUUGACAACACUUCCUCACCACCUCACUCACCCCUCCCAACUUUCACCCUUGACCUCAAACUAGUGCUGAGCAAAGCUAGUGUGUAUUGAUAAAACGCACUCGUGUUUUAGGUAAAUGGGCAGGCAAUGUAGUGAUUUGUAACACUUGUGUCACAGAGUUUACAUGACUAGAGUACUAUUUUACUGAAUUUUAUAUUUAUCCGCUGAUUGUAUCUUCUGCUAUACAUGUAUAUUGCACUCAUGCAUUUUGAGGUCACAGAUUGGAAGGAAAUAAAUAAAUGAAAGUCAAACCUG